AUGGCUUCGUCCAUUUCUAUUCUCUCACUUUUUGUAUUGGUAUUGAUUAGCGGUUACUUUACCUUCCCUCUUGAUAAUUUCUCAUCGGAAUCAUCACCAUUAUCAUUCGAAAAUGAAUUAACAACUGAACAUAGUUUCAAUGCACGAGCUGCAGUUGGUGAUGACUUCUUCACAACACCGUCAGAAGAAUCAACAUCAUCAGUGACUGAGCCAUUCUCAUUGGAAUAUACAACAAUUACAACAGAUGUCAAACGUUCAGUUGGUGAUGGAUCUGAUAUCUUUGCUACUACUGUUGAAUAUGAAUUCACUACCGAUGCUGAACGACGAGAACGUAUGACCGAAGAUUUCUCAACUGUUGAAUCAUCGACAUUCACCGACAUAACCGAAAAAACACCAGAAGAAAAACGUGAAAUGGAACCAGCAUCAGACAUCGUCGAAGAAGGAACCACAGAGCGUGUAGAAAGUGCUGGAAAUAGCAGACGUGGAUUAGAUGUUGAACUACCAUUUGGAAAAGAACCCAAGGAAACACAAUCUUCAUUGGAAUUUACCACUUUCGCAACAACAUUAUUCGCAUCAACAUCAUCUGAUAUCGCUCCAGAAUUCUACACACACACAUCAACUGAAUUCAGCCCAAUGGAAUUAACCACCCAAAAAUACGUUGGUUCCCUUCGUAAAGGUGAUGACGAUGAAGAACAUGAAAGCGAUCGAAAACAAAAACCACAGGAAAAAGCCGACGAAGAACUUAAACCCGAGAAAGAAGAAGUUCAUAAACCAGAAGAAGAAGAAGAAGGACGCAAACCAGAAAAAGAGCACAAACGCAAACCUAACAAAGAAGAACGUAAACCCGAAAAAGAAGAAGAAGAAAAACACAAAUCUGAAGAACAUGAAACAGCUGUUGAUUCAGACAAAGAAAAAGAUUCCAAAAAGAAACUCUCAAAAUCAGACAAGAAUGAUUCAUCAGAAUCCGAUGAAAACGGCAAAGAAAAAUACGCAACAGGACAAUUACUCGAUCAAGAUUCAUCGAAAUCAUUCCAACAACGACCAAAAGAUUUUGCCAUUCUCGUUGAACCCGAUGUUUUCUUUACAAGCAUGACAAAUGAAGUAGCUAAAAACCAACGAUUUACCACUGAAUCAACGAAACUUGCUCAAGGUUCGACUCUUCUUCUCUUCCUUCUAGCUGGAUUUCUAUUUUGUGCGUGUCUAACGGCGAGCACGCUCGCCUUUGUGAAAAAUCGACACAAACUGAAUAGAAAAAGUCGAAUUAUCGAAAUGGAAGCUUAUUUGGAUGAACAUUACACUCAUCCAUUUCUAUUUCAUCAACAUUAUGAAAAAUAA
Adineta ricciae is the source of this 1335-nucleotide messenger RNA. Lineage: Eukaryota; Metazoa; Rotifera; Eurotatoria; Adinetida; Adinetidae. The record is from the annotation of a GenBank genome assembly.